This is a messenger RNA of Rubroshorea leprosula, 2130 nucleotides long. NCBI's taxonomy places the organism in Eukaryota, Viridiplantae, Streptophyta, Magnoliopsida, Malvales, Dipterocarpaceae. The record is from the annotation of a GenBank genome assembly.
AUCUACUUUGAUCGUGUCUCCUCUCUCGCUUUCGCUGAUGUUGAUGUUGUUGUUAUCGAUUCAGAUUUGAAUCUUUCCCUUCUUGUUCGGUUUUCGGAAAUUACUACUUUUUUUUUUUGUUGGAAUCUCAAAAUCUCGAUUGGAUUGCGGCGGACGAGAAUGUGGAUCCUGUAAUAAGGAUUGGGGGGAAUUCUCAGUUUGAAUUGAUCGAGGUUGGGGGAUUUUUUUCGGAAUUCAGGCUGAUUUGGUUGACUCGAAAAGGAGAAGCGCUUUUUCAGAUGAAUUGAAUGCAGUGGGUGUGCAAUUGAUACUCCUUGGACAGGUUUUUGAUAAGAAAGAUUGGAUUUUGUGAUACUACGGACAUGGGGUGUCAGUGUUCUAAGCUCCCAGCAUGUUGCUGGAAUUCCCAGUUCAACGCAGCAGUGCUCGAAGUGCCGGAUGUUGAGAAUGAAGAGAAGGGUGAGGUUGAUAACUUGCCUGUCUUUCAAGAAUUCACUUUGGAGCAGCUUAAGAAUGCCACAUCUGGGUUUGCGGUAGAGAACAUUGUAUCUGAGCAUGGAGAGAAGGCUCCAAAUGUUGUUUAUAAAGGAAAAUUGGAGAAUCAGAGAAGAAUUGCUGUUAAACGGUUCAAUAGAAUGGCUUGGCCGGAUGCUCGCCAGUUUUUGGAAGAAGCAAGAUCAGUUGGCCAGCUACGCAAUGGUAAAUUGGCAAAUCUGCUUGGCUGUUGCUAUGAAGGUGAUGAGAGAUUGCUUGUGGCAGAAUACAUGCCCAAUGAGACACUAGCCAAACACCUAUUUCAUUGGGAAACACAACCAAUGAAAUGGGCAAUGCGAUUAAGGGUUGUACUCCAUCUUGCACAAGCUCUAGAAUACUGCACAAACAAAGGGCGUGCCCUUUAUCAUGACCUUAAUGCUUAUAGAGUUUUAUUUGAUGAGGAUGGAAAUCCAAGGCUCUCAACCUUUGGCCUGAUGAAAAAUAGUAGGGAUGGAAAAAGUUAUAGUACGAAUUUGGCAUUUACUCCACCCGAGUAUCUGAGAACUGGAAGAAUAACAUCAGAAAGUGUAAUAUAUAGCUUUGGCACCCUUCUUCUUGAUCUUCUUAGUGGCAAGCACAUCCCUCCCAGUCAUGCUCUUGACUUGAUACGGGACAGAAAUCUUCAGAUGUUGACGGAUUCCUGCUUGGAAGGACAGUUUUCAGAUGAUGAUGGGACUGAGCUUGUACGCUUAGCUUCUCGGUGUUUACAAUAUGAGCCUAGAGAACGGCCAAAUCCAAAAUCAUUAGUUGCUGCUUUGGCACCUCUUCAGAAGGAAACAGAGGUUCCUUCUCAUGUCUUGAUGGGUAUCCCUCACAGUGUUUCUUUCUCUUCUCUAUCCCCUCUUGGUGGGGCUUGCUCAAGAAGGGACCUGACUGCUAUACAUGAGAUGUUAGAGAAUCUUGGGUACAAAGACGAUGAAGGAGUGGCAAAUGAGCUCUCCUUCCAAAUGUGGACAGACCAAAUGCAGGAAACCUUAAAUUCAAAGAAAAAAGGUGAUACAGCUUUCCGGCAAAAAGAUUUCAGGGAAGCAAUUGAGUCUUAUACACAGUUUAUUAAUGUGGGAACCAUGGUUUCUCCUACGGUUUUCGCACGGCGUAGUUUGUGUUAUCUCAUCAACGACAUGCCACAGGAAGCCUUAAAUGAUGCAAUGCAAGCUCAAGUCAUUUCCCCUGUAUGGCAUGUAGCGUCCUAUCUUCAGGCUGCUGCCCUGGCUGCUCUUGGAAUGGAGAAUGAAGCUCAAACAGCUCUUAAGGAAGGUGCAACUCAAGAAGCCAAGAGGAGCAAAACUGCUGGACAAAAGUGAAGGAUCAUGGAUAAACUGUAAAUCCCUUUACAAUAGAACUUCAUUUAAGAAGAGAUUAUUACAUGCAAUUCCACAGUUCAGCCAUACAACAGCAUUGUUCUCCACUCCAUCAUGGCAUUGAAUUAGUUGUUCCUGAUUCUGAGUGAAAUACAGGAGUGUAGGCUUUUGUGCUUUUCUUUUUGUUAUUCAGUAUUCUUUGUGCAGUUUGAUUUAUCGUGUGUAAUGUAACGUACCAAAAUCUUUCCUCAUGCAUUCAUUAAGAAGGAAAAUGGAAAAAAAACAUUUUUUAUUU